Molecule: messenger RNA, 3374 nt
Organism: Pan troglodytes (chimpanzee)
Lineage: Eukaryota; Metazoa; Chordata; Mammalia; Primates; Hominidae
Gene: RANBP9
Product: RAN binding protein 9
Exons: 14
Coding region: 331-2511 (726 amino acids)
Molecular function (GO): protein binding
Source: RefSeq, a predicted model, not a curated record
AAACAGCCGCGAGAGCAGCGGCCGCGGCGGCCGCCAGCGCGCCUUCCCCUCCCGCGCUCCCGCGUCGCCCCCGCCCUCGGCGCCUCGUACCCGGGCCGCGCGCCCGCGCUCCGGCCAACGUUCUCUCCCGGCCUCCCGGGCCCGCCGCCCACUCCCGCGUCUCCGAGCUCCUCAACCGCCGCGGUCUCCCUGGGCGCGCGGCCCGCCGCCUGCUUCCGGGGCGGGCGGACUGGGCGCCUGGUGCCGGCGGCCGCAGCGACAGCGCCCCCGGGAAGCAGAGGAGGAAGGAGAGAAGAGGUGGAGGUGGCCGCAGGCUGAGUCGCGGCCGGGAUGUCCGGGCAGCCGCCGCCGCCGCAGCAGCAACAGCAGCAGCAGCUGUCGCCGCCACCGCCGGCGGCCUUGGCCCCAGUCUCCGGAGUCGUCCUGCCGGCGCCCCCGGCCGUCAGCGCCGGCUCCUCUCCGGCCGGCUCGCCCGGCGGCGGUGCGGGCGGCGAAGGCUUAGGGGCCGCGGCGGCCGCCCUGCUCCUCCAUCCUCCGCCGCCGCCGCCCCCGGCCACCGCGGCCCCGCCGCCCCCGCCGCCGCCCCCGCCUCCCCCUGCCUCAGCGGCCGCCCCCGCCAGCGGGCCGCCCGCUCCCCCGGGCCUUGCAGCGGGCCCCGGCCCGGCCGGAGGAGCCCCGACCCCAGCUCUGGUGGCGGGCAGCAGCGCCGCGGCCCCCUUCCCUCACGGGGACUCGGCCCUGAACGAGCAGGAGAAGGAGUUGCAGCGGCGGCUGAAGCGCCUCUACCCGGCCGUGGACGAACAAGAGACGCCGCUGCCUCGGUCCUGGAGCCCGAAGGACAAGUUCAGCUACAUCGGCCUCUCUCAGAACAACCUGCGGGUGCACUACAAAGGUCAUGGCAAAACCCCAAAAGAUGCCGCGUCAGUUCGAGCCACACAUCCAAUACCAGCAGCCUGUGGGAUUUAUUAUUUUGAAGUAAAAAUUGUCAGUAAGGGAAGAGAUGGUUACAUGGGAAUUGGUCUUUCUGCUCAAGGUGUGAACAUGAAUAGACUACCAGGUUGGGAUAAGCAUUCAUAUGGUUACCAUGGGGAUGAUGGACAUUCGUUUUGUUCUUCCGGAACUGGACAACCUUAUGGACCAACUUUCACUACUGGUGAUGUCAUUGGCUGUUGUGUUAAUCUUAUCAACAAUACCUGCUUUUACACCAAGAAUGGACAUAGUUUAGGUAUUGCUUUCACUGACCUACCGCCAAAUUUGUAUCCUACUGUGGGGCUUCAAACACCAGGAGAAGUGGUCGAUGCCAAUUUUGGGCAACAUCCUUUCGUGUUUGAUAUAGAAGACUAUAUGCGGGAGUGGAGAACCAAAAUCCAGGCACAGAUAGAUCGAUUUCCUAUCGGAGAUCGAGAAGGAGAAUGGCAGACCAUGAUACAAAAAAUGGUUUCAUCUUAUUUAGUCCACCAUGGGUACUGUGCCACAGCAGAGGCCUUUGCCAGAUCUACAGACCAGACCGUUCUAGAAGAAUUAGCUUCCAUUAAGAAUAGACAAAGAAUUCAGAAAUUGGUAUUAGCAGGAAGAAUGGGAGAAGCCAUUGAAACAACACAACAGUUAUACCCAAGUUUACUUGAAAGAAAUCCUAAUCUCCUUUUCACAUUAAAAGUGCGUCAGUUUAUAGAAAUGGUGAAUGGUACAGAUAGUGAAGUACGAUGUUUGGGAGGCCGAAGUCCAAAGUCUCAAGACAGUUAUCCUGUUAGUCCUCGACCUUUUAGUAGUCCAAGUAUGAGCCCCAGCCAUGGAAUGAAUAUCCACAAUUUAGCAUCAGGCAAAGGAAGCACCGCACAUUUUUCAGGUUUUGAAAGUUGUAGUAAUGGUGUAAUAUCAAAUAAAGCACAUCAAUCGUAUUGCCAUAGUAAUAAACACCAGUCAUCCAACUUGAAUGUACCAGAACUAAACAGUAUAAAUAUGUCAAGAUCACAGCAAGUUAAUAACUUCACCAGUAAUGAUGUAGACAUGGAAACAGAUCACUACUCCAAUGGAGUUGGAGAAACUUCAUCCAAUGGUUUCCUAAAUGGUAGCUCUAAGCAUGACCACGAAAUGGAAGAUUGUGACACCGAAAUGGAAGUUGAUUCAAGUCAGUUGAGACGCCAGUUGUGUGGAGGAAGUCAGGCCGCCAUAGAAAGAAUGAUCCACUUUGGACGAGAGCUGCAAGCAAUGAGUGAACAGCUAAGGAGAGACUGUGGCAAGAACACUGCAAACAAAAAAAUGUUGAAGGAUGCAUUCAGUUUACUAGCAUAUUCAGAUCCCUGGAACAGCCCAGUUGGAAAUCAGCUUGACCCGAUUCAGAGAGAACCUGUGUGCUCAGCUCUUAACAGUGCAAUAUUAGAAACCCACAAUCUGCCAAAGCAACCUCCACUUGCCCUAGCAAUGGGACAGGCCACACAAUGUCUAGGACUGAUGGCUCGAUCAGGAAUUGGAUCCUGCGCAUUUGCCACAGUGGAAGACUACCUACAUUAGCUAUGCAUUUCAAGAGCUCACACUUAUAUUGUGGCAUAUAGUCAACACGGAAGUAGACCAGCUCUGCUGAUUUGAAAUUUAGAUUUUUUAAAUUAUGUACUGGGGACAGGUUUUUGUCGCUUUACAUUGCUUCCUAGUUUACAGCAUGAUGCAAAUGAUUUUCUAACUUAGUGUUAGGAGAAAUUAUUUUCCAUCUUUAACCUCUUAGUUGUCUAAGAGUUAAAUAUUACUGAAUUUCAGACGUUCAAAUUGAUCAUCACAAAUCCUUUAAAACAAUUACCUAAAAGAAACCAAAAAUCCUGCCUUCUUUGUGGGGGAGGGGGGACAGAGGGGAAGGAAAUGGAACAAGUUGUGUUUGUGUUAGCAUGUGGGUGAUGUAAACUUAAAUUGGGAGAUGUUCCGACCCCCACUCCCAUAUAAGCAUUCAAUCAGUGUAACUUGCAAAAUGCAUAAACAUCCGACAGUUUGAAUUUAUAGUGUUGAUGGAAGAAAUCAUUUUUAAUGUGUACUGUAAAACUUGAAAUACUCAGGAGCUGAGUGAAUAUGUUUGUUGCUACUUACAAUCCCGACCUGUUAGUCCCAGUAGUUUUGUUUUAACAUGGUCUUUUACAACUUUGUUUCCUGUUUAACUACAGAUGACUUCUGUUGUAGACUCACAAGUUUAACUGUUGUAUUAUAACAGUAUUACAUGUCAACGGUGUGGUUAUGACCUUUAUUUAUAUAAAAACCAAAUAUUUAGUCAAUUUACCGUGUCUUAAUUUAAUCUUUGUACACCUUCCAUUUUUAAGUGCUUAAAUGAGUACUAUAUUGCAAUAAAAUGUAGUGAUAUAAUUAACCAGCCAUUAAAAAUUUACUUCUACAGA